Messenger RNA from Synchiropus splendidus (mandarinfish), 4333 nucleotides. It is a transcript of the gene morc2, whose product is annotated as MORC family CW-type zinc finger 2. Gene Ontology annotation, molecular function: zinc ion binding. The coding region runs from base 251 to 3304 and encodes 1017 amino acids. NCBI's taxonomy places the organism in Eukaryota, Metazoa, Chordata, Actinopteri, Syngnathiformes, Callionymidae. The record is from RefSeq and is a predicted model, not a curated record. Gene Ontology annotation, cellular component: nucleus. The transcript is spliced from 29 exons.
UUUCAUUUUUUAACGUAAAGAAGUUGUAUUUUCGACCCUAACUAUUGUUAAAGGUUUCCCAGCCUUGGCCCGCCAAUCAUUGCCUACGUUCUGAAGGAAGGGCGUCUAUUGGCUCGUACAAGAACGUGGGGGCGGGGCUUCCGCGAACGCGAACCCACCUCGGGAUGGUUGGACUGCGACGAGGCCUGUCGGCUUUUCCCAUGUUUUGGAAAAAGGAAGCUUAAAGUUUCAAGUGCACACUUGUGGGAAAAUGGCCUACUCUAACUACAGCAACCUGAGCAGGGCUCAGCUCACCUUUGAAUACCUUCACACCAACUCGACAACACAUGAAUUUUUGUUCGGUGCAUUGGCAGAACUUGUGGACAAUUCCAGGGAUGCCAACGCCACACGAAUCGACAUUUAUACAGAAAAAAGGCCAGAGCUCAGGGGCGGGUACAUGCUCUGUUUUCUUGAUGAUGGUACUGGAAUGGACCCAAAUGAGGCCACCCAUGUCAUCCAAUUUGGGAAGUCAAGCAAACGUUCUCCGGAGUCAACACAUAUAGGCCAGUAUGGAAACGGAUUGAAAUCUGGUUCUAUGCGUAUCGGCAAGGACUUCAUCUUAUUCACAAAAAAAGACAACACACUCACUUGUCUUUUUCUGUCAAGAACUUUCCAUGAGGAGGAAGGACUGGAUGAGGUAAUUGUGCCUUUACCCUCCUGGGAUCUGAAGACCAAGGAACCACUGACCUCAGAUCCGGAGAAAUACGCUAUUGAGACAGAGUUGAUUUUCAAAUACUCGCCAUUUAAAAAUGAGCAACAGUUGAUGGAUCAGUUUCGAAAAAUUGAGGGCAACAGUGGUACUCUUGUUAUUAUCUAUAAUCUUAAGCUAAUGGACAACAGAGAACCAGAACUUGAUGUUGAGACUGAUCACCAAGACAUUCUGAUGGCUGGGACUUCAAUCGAGGGCGUGAAACCUGAGAGGAGGUCCUUCAGAGCCUAUGCUGCUGUUUUGUACAUCGACCCACGCAUGAGGAUUUUCAUUCAGGGUCAUAAAGUGAGAACCAAGAGGCUUUCCUGUUGUCUUUAUAAACCAAGAGUGUACAAGUAUUCAUCAACGCGCUUCAAAACACGAGCGGAACAAGAGGUCAAGAAAGCGGAUCACCUGGCCAAGAUCGCGGGUGAGAAGGCCAGAGAAGCAGACAGUAAGAGGGUAGCGCUGGAGGCCAAAUUAGGGAAUGAUAUUUCAAAAGACUCACGGGCAAUUCUGAGAAAAGUCCAGGAUUCAGCCAUGAUGCUUCGACAAGACGCUGAAAUGAAGAAAAGGAUACUCGAGGCCAAACAAAGAGCUUUAAAGGAGCCCAAAGAGUUGAACUUCAUAUUUGGUGUAAACAUCGAACAGAGGGACUUGGAUGGGAUGUUUGUGUACAACUGUUCUCGUCUCAUCAAGAUGUAUGAAAAGACAGGGCCUCAGUUGGAGGGCGGCAUGGCCUGUGGAGGUGUGGUUGGGGUAGUGGAUGUUCCUUAUUUAGUUUUGGAGCCCACACACAACAAACAAGACUUUGCAGACGCUAAGGAGUACAGACACUUGCUGAAGUCGAUGGGGGAGCAUCUCGCACAGUAUUGGAAAGACAGCAACAUUGCUCAGAAAGGCAUUGUGAAGUUUUGGGAUGAGUUUGGAUACCUGUCAGCCAGCUGGUCUGCUCCUCCGUCAUCAGAGAUGAGAUACAAAAGACGACGUGCCAUGGAAAUGCCGCUCACUAUUCAGUGUGACAAAUGUUUAAAGUGGAGGACACUGCCAUUCCAGAUGGACGCUGUCGACAAGCGCUACCCUGACAGUUGGGUUUGUCUUAUGAACCCUGAUAGUGGCCAAGACAGAUGUGAUGCCCCUGAGCAGAAGCAGAACUUCCCCUGUGGUGUUCUAAAGAAAGAAAAACAGUCAUCAGAAGAUAAACAGAAAGAGUUGGCAGAGAAAAUCAAACAGCAGCAGGAGAAACUGGAGGCCAUGCAGAAAACCACAACUGUCAAAUCUGCUGCGGACAUAAAGAAGUUACCACUAGAGGUCAGCACCAGACCAUCGGAAAGCUCUUCCUCUCAGACGACCAGGUCCUCAGAGAGGUCCGCCACACGUCCACGCUCACCGCCCCUCCCUGCCCACUUGAAAAAUGCCCCCAGCGGUCCUCCACCUCGCGCUGCUUCUCAACGUCUCUCACGGAGUGCCCCUGCUCCGGCAAAGGUUGAAGUGUCGAAGUCCAGAAGUGCUGCAAAGCCUACUUCACCUGCCAAACCCGCACCAAAGAAUGCGGUCAAAGCAGCGCCGGUAACGCGGAGCUCACGCACCCCUGCAAAAGCUUCGUCUGCGAAACCAUCCCCUGCUGGACGCUCAUUCAAGAGAGUCAUGGUUGACGAACCUAGUGAUGAAGAUGAUGAUGACGACGACAAUGAAGAUGCCAAGACGGGCGACAGUGAGCAAAGUGAAGAGGAUGAACCACAGACUAAGAAGUCCAAGAUGGCCUCGGCACCAGGUGGUCGAGGGAAGGCGGCAGAGAAGGUCAAGUCUGGAAGACUAGAAGAGAAGACAGUGGUUACUACUCCCACAGGAGCGACACCGUCUGUUCUGAAGACAUCUGAAAAGCAAGAUUCAGAGAGUGACACCAAGAGUGCUCAGAAAGAAAAAGGGCUGCACGUGGAAGUCCGUGUUAACAAGGAGUGGUUCACUGGAAAGGUCAUCGCCGUGUUGGGCAGCGGUCAGAGUGUCCGCUGGAAGGUGAAGUUUGACUACGUCCCACGCUCCACGCCCAGAGAUCGCUGGGUUGUGAAAGGAAGUGACGAGGUGCGAUUGAUGCGGCCACCAUCUCCAAAUUCCCAGAGUCCAGACACACAGGAAAGAGACAAGAAGCCCGCGCCAAUGGAACCUGAUACCACACAACCUGGCACCAGUCGAGAGGUGACUGACAGUCUGGUGACCAUGCUGAGGACAAUGCUGCGAUACUUCUUUCCACCAGCUUUUCGGAUUCCAAAGGACGAUGUCAACAGCAUGACGGCGGAGGAGCUGAUCUCAUUUCCCUUGAAAGAGUAUUUCCAGCAGUAUGAGUCCGGUCUGCAGUCGCUGUGUAACUCGUACCAGAGCCGAGCGGACGCCAGAGCCAAGGCUGUGGAAGAGAAGAGCAACAACAAUGAGCUCAAACUGAAGGAGGCUGACGAGAAGCUGCAAAAGCUACGCACCAACAUUGUGGCUCUUCUGCAGAAGGUUCAGGAGGACAUUGAUAUAAACACAGAUGACGAGCUGGACGCCUACAUCGAGGAUCUCCUUACCAAGGGCGACUAGAGAGGACUGUGGGGGGAGAACGGAAGAAGUUACUGGUGGUUUAUAAAUGCAACAUGCUACGUCCAACUCAUUCUUUUUUUAUGUUUGAAAUAUACUCCCAGCAUCUGUCUGCUCUCUAUGUAGUUCUGCUGUUCAUACAUUGUUGGCUAGUUUUUGUUUUUAGUUGUUUUUAUAUACAUGCUUAUAUAUGAUUACCAGUGUUUAAGACGUUGUGUUCUCACUGACCAUCUCUGCGUAGGCUCAAUAUUUGACAGCGCUUUUCCAUUUCUGCUGCUUCAGCUGAUGCGUCUGAGGCCAUGAGAAGACUUGGGAGUGGUUGGAACGCGGUUGUUUGUGAAUAUUGACUUUUAUUUUUGUACACUAAGACACAACAGUGUUGCCCUUCGCCCAAACAGCCCUGGAGCCCCAAAUCAACAGGCUUAACUGUUCGGCGUCGACCCACCUUCAAGAACUUUGGGUGAAGAAUCCCAGACUACCAUGCAAAUGAAUGUUCUGAUGUUGGUGUUACAGGACACAAUAAGUGGGUGUGUGAUGCCCGUGAGUCAGUGUCUCCACAGUCUUCUGUUUGAAAAAGAGCUUUUAACAAGUUUUAUGAAAUGUUGCAUGUUUUCUGUUUUAAUUAGGACAGAGCUUUCUGUAUUUUUGACUAAAUCAUUACUUGGAACAAUAAAACUGGUUCAGCAACACUUACAUAAUGUGGGUCAGCGGUGGUUCGGAGUGUGGUGGACCAAGUUUGAGCGAGAAAAGGGUAGCGGUGAGUGACAUGACUAUUGACAAUCGGUCGAGACUUUAUUUUGAAAGUCUCGAGUUUGCAGAGUAGCAACGCUGCUGGCGUUUAGCAGGUCUUGUGUCAUGUCAGCUAUGAAGCUCAGUCUGGCAGGAAGAUGCAGCUUCCUGCAGCGUGGUCCUGUCAAACCGUUUGCCCCGCUCAGAGCAGUGAGUACUGCUGAGCUUGGCUCAAGAGAAAGUGAGGAGGACCAACUUACAGAAGCUUCAGCGACUCCACCUUUCGCCAGAGCCAAGAUAGGA